Messenger RNA from Trametes versicolor FP-101664 SS1, 903 nucleotides. RefSeq lists its product as uncharacterized. The coding region runs from base 1 to 696 and encodes 231 amino acids. NCBI's taxonomy places the organism in Eukaryota, Fungi, Basidiomycota, Agaricomycetes, Polyporales, Polyporaceae. The transcript is spliced from 4 exons. The record is from RefSeq and is a predicted model, not a curated record.
AUGAGCUCUCGCCUCGCCUCCUUCCGUGGCCCGUCCACCCCCAACGCAUCUCCAGUGGCUCGGCAGACCACCACUCCCUUGUCGCCCUCUCGCUACUCCGAGCUCCCCCACCAUCGAACACUGCGGUCCCAACUACUCGAGCUGCGAAAUGUCGCGUACGAGUGGGACGAGCGUGUCUCGGGGCAAGGCCUCAAAGCUGCAUCCAGCUUGGUCGACGCGCGCACAGAGCUCGACAAUGAGCUCGCCGUGCUAUCCGACGGGAAGCAACCCGCGUACCCGAUCGUGCUUGAAAAGCUCCGAUUUAUGGAAACAUGCAUCGAAGACCUGCAUGAGGUCAUCAAGCGCCUAGACAAGUUAUUCCAAAAGAUGGUCAAGAUCAUCAAAAGCCUCGAAGUGCUCCUCCACGAGGUCCACAAGACCAAGGGGUGGAGAUUUGUCGAGGAGCCCCUCUGGGUGACAUGGUCCCUAGAAAAGUUCGUCACGAAGCUGCCGUACAUCCUGAAGCCAUACCGACGCUCGCUCGAGACACACAUCGACCUCGUCGAGCAGCUGCGGCCGCACGACGUGACCUUCGAGGAGUCGCGCCAGAUCAUCGCGCUCUGGCAGGCCCAGCCACACCUCGCGCUGGGUGGCUGGGACGCCGUCUGGGAAGACAUCUGUGCAGUCGAGGUUGACCGCUGGAAUGCGCCCCGGUGAAUGGUACUGUAGCUGCACACUAGUACUGGCUGCGGGCCACCGCGGCCCCGCGCACGGACGCUGUCGAGACGUGUAUUGUAUGCUGCACCUAGUCGUUCUCCGGCCGCCUUUGCUGUCGCAGGGCGCGCCACACCGCUCGUUCCAUUUGUACUCACAGACACAUACCCUUCGCGUCGCUUGCUGUCCAUUUGCUAUCAUAUGUUUAUC